CCGUAGUACAUUUGGUCAUCUUAUGUAAAGAUAUGCUGACCAUUUGUUAAAAGAUGACAAGGACAUCCAUAGAUUGUGUUAAAAAUAAGCGAAGGAAAUAAUUAAAUAUCUUCGAUACACGGGAAUUUGAAUGAACUUUACUUUUCAUAUUUAAUAUUUAGUACUCACUUAUUUUUAAACCACAGGACACUUUCAAGAUGAUCAGUUUUGAAUUAAUCUAUGUUUUUGUAUGCUUGGCCCCCUUGGUCAAUUCGCAGACGACAAUUAGUGGAAAUGUACAGCAUGCCGUUUCCGGCGAUGCGCAGACAGUCCAGGAGUUGAAGUUGAUGUUGCAAACGCUGCACACACAGACGCAGUCGUUGCAGUCGCAGAUUGCCGCCAUACAUAGCACUCUUCUUACGCAGCAGACGAUGAGUGUAGAUGACAUCUGUAAACUAAUUUCUAGCACGAAAGCUGCAAGUGACCCAGUGGAUUGUGUUGACGUCAAAGACGCCGGAAAUACGAAAUCUGGAGUGUAUAAAGUGACGCCACCUGGUGAGGCUCAGAUAGAUGUUUACUGUGACAUGGAUACAGAGGGCGGAGGCUGGCUGCAAAUUCAAAAGAGACAGGACGGAUCUGUUGACUUCUACAAGACGUAUAGCGAGUAUGAAGCUGGCUUUGGUAACCUGACUGGAGAACAUUAUCUUGGGAACCGCAAUAUCCAUGCUAUAACAAAGUCCGGAAAGUACGAACUCCGUGUAGAGCUGGAAGAUUUUCAGAAGCACGUGAAAUUCGCGCAUUAUUCGUCGUUCAGUGUGGCCGAUGCUGCCUCUCACUACAAGCUUACUGUUGAUGGUUACAACGGUACAGCAGGCGAUUCUCUUAUAUUUGAUCACAAUGGACACGAGUUCUCGGCUCAUGACGCCGACAAUGAUGGUGCAAACAACAUUAACUGUGCGGAGAAACAACAUGGUGGCUACUGGUACUCUGCCUGCUUUAAGAGUAACAUUAAUGGGAAAUGGGGCGUUCCUGGUGAGCAAGGAAUCAUUUGGGGAUCCUAUAAAGACUGGACCUUGUACGUCUUAAAGAGAACCGAAAUGAAAAUUCGUCGUGUGAAGUAACAUGCAUUUUGGACAGCGAUGCUACAUGAUAACCAAGUGUUACUUGCUUUACGCAACCAAGUAGUUUUUACGAAAAUGACGCAAAUGUUUAUUUUUAAUACAUGUUUUUGUCACUGUUUGAUACUGUCAUGUUUAAAUAAACAAUAAAACGCAAAACUAGUA
Molecule: messenger RNA, 1262 nt
Organism: Ruditapes philippinarum (Manila clam)
Lineage: Eukaryota; Metazoa; Mollusca; Bivalvia; Venerida; Veneridae
Product: ficolin-3-like
Source: RefSeq, a predicted model, not a curated record